Molecule: messenger RNA, 1440 nt
Organism: Biomphalaria glabrata
Lineage: Eukaryota; Metazoa; Mollusca; Gastropoda; Planorbidae
Product: multiple epidermal growth factor-like domains protein 10
Exons: 12
Coding region: 1-1440 (479 amino acids)
Molecular function (GO): scavenger receptor activity
Source: RefSeq, a predicted model, not a curated record
AUGGCAGCGAAACCACUGCGAAAUGCAGUAAUGCCUCAGAUACUCACCCUAUACAGGGUUUGUGCAGCUGGUCGAUUUGGAAUCAACUGUACUCAAACAUGUCCAACUAUUUGUUUCAAUACAACAUGUGAUUCUGUGUCUGGAGUAUGUUUAUUGUGUAGAGCUGGAUAUUAUGGAAACUUUUGCGAUAAAGCAUUAUAUAUGUUUUGGCAGUUUGCAAUGAAACAACAUAUGGACAAAACUGUUACCAAACCUGUUCCACGACCUGCACUAAUAAGAGAUGUAAUUCAGUUGAUGGGAAGUGUUUUCAAUGCAUUCCAGGUUUUACUGGAGACUUCUGUAGUCAAUAAAUGUGAUCCAGUCAAUGGAAAGUGUAAAGUGUGUAUUCCUGGUUAUAAAGGAGACUUCUGUGCUCAAACCUGCAAUGAAAAGACAUAUGGACAAAAUUGUUCGUUAAACUGUUCCACAAAAUGCACUGAUCAGAAAUGUGAUCCAGUCAAUGGAAAGUGUUACUUGUGUAUUCCUGGUUAUAUAGGAGACUUCUGCAAUCAAACUUGCAAUGAAAAGACAUAUGGACAAAAUUGUUUGUUAAACUGCUCCUCGAAAUGUACUGAUCAGAAAUGUGAUCCAGUUAACGGAAAGUGUAUAUUGUGUAUUCCUGGUUAUAUUGGAGACUUCUGUAAUCAAACCUGUAACUCUACAUUCUUUGGACAAAAUUGUACUGGGCAAUGUUCAGAAAACUGCACAGAUCAAAAAUGUAAUCAUAUUAGUGGAACUUGCAAUUCGUGCUAUCCUGGUCACCAAGGAGAUGUCUGCAAUCAAUGUAAACAAUCUUAUCUUAUAUUUUUUUCAUUCUGUAAUAGAACAAGUUAUGGACAAAACUGUUCUCUGAAUUGCUCCGCCAGCUGUGUGAAUGAGAGUUGUCAUCCCGUCAAUGGCACUUGUGAUCUGUGCUAUUCAGGUUAUCAUGGAGACUAUUGUGAGGAUGAAUGCCAGGAAACAAAAUAUGGACAGAAUUGUUUAGAGAACUGCUCAUCAAGUUGUACUGAAAAUAAAUGUCACCACAUUAACGGCACUUGCAAUCUAUGCUACCCUGGUUUUCAUGGAGACUUCUGUAACAUCAUUUGUCCUCCAGGACAGUUUGGACAGAAUUGUUCAGGAGUUUGCAACUCUAACUGUAACAAUAUCCUAGCUUGCAAUAAUGUCGAUGGACACUGCUAUAAUGGAUGUAAAGAUGGAUAUAUUGGUAACCAGUGCGAUAAAGAAUGUGAAAAUCAGCACUUUGGCCUCAACUGCACUCAGACAUGCAGUGUGAACUGUUUACCCAACUCUACCAAGGCAUGCAACCAUGUUUCAGGAGCUUGUCUUUAUGGCUGUGCUGAGGACUAUAGUGGAACCUUUUGUCAAAGCCAAGGAACACUUCAUUUUAAGGUAUCUUAA